UUGAAUUAUAAUUUAGAUAAGAAGAAGAGAGGAAAUCUAAUGGCAUCGACGUUCAGCGGCGAUGAAACUGCUCCGUUUUUCGGCUUCCUCGGCGCCGCUGCUGCCCUCGUUUUCUCCUGUAUGGGUGCUGCCUAUGGAACUGCAAAGAGCGGUGUGAGCGUGGCAUCAAUGGGUGUAAUGAGACCAGAGCUUGUGAUGAAGUCGAUUGUGCCCGUUGUUAUGGCUGGUGUGUUGGGUAUUUAUGGUCUGAUUAUUGCUGUGAUCAUUAGUACAGGUAUUAACCCGAAGGCCAAGUCGUAUUACCUCUUUGAUGGAUAUGCGCACCUCUCAUCUGGUCUAGCUUGCGGCCUAGCGGGGCUUUCAGCCGGAAUGGCUAUUGGUAUUGUUGGAGAUGCUGGUGUUAGAGCUAAUGCACAACAGCCUAAGCUUUUUGUUGGAAUGAUUCUCAUUCUCAUCUUCGCGGAGGCAUUGGCGUUGUAUGGCCUUAUUGUUGGCAUUAUCCUCUCUUCUCGUGCUGGCCAAUCAAGAGCAGAUUAGAGAAUGGUGUCCUCGCUCUUCUUACAGUUCGUUUGCAUCACCUUAUUAUCAGGUUAGUGAGGCUAGUUUGGAAGUUGCAAUCUCUUAUUAUUGUGAUGCAUGCAAUUUCUUCUUCACAUCAUUAAGUAAUUCUGUGCUUGAUUGUAAUAUUGGUGACAAUUUCCUCUGGGAAAUAAGGCUUUGUGAAGCUUGUUUCUUACGUUUGCAUCUUUGUAUUUUACAUAAGUUCCAAGGAGCAUACUAUUCGUCUUGUGAUACUAGUUCGUGUACAUGUAGGAGUGUUAUUUUAAGUACAGCUUUUUCUCAA
Molecule: messenger RNA, 844 nt
Organism: Camellia sinensis
Lineage: Eukaryota; Viridiplantae; Streptophyta; Magnoliopsida; Ericales; Theaceae
Source: RefSeq, a predicted model, not a curated record